Molecule: messenger RNA, 706 nt
Organism: Lecanosticta acicola
Lineage: Eukaryota; Fungi; Ascomycota; Dothideomycetes; Mycosphaerellales; Mycosphaerellaceae
Source: the annotation of a GenBank genome assembly
AUGGGGAAUGAACAUCUACCGUGUAAGCUUGAGCCUUCGACGACACGAUCAUGGACACCACGAUAUCUGUUGAAAGGCUGGCUAACUUGUUUCGGCUCACAGAUGCUGCUGAUGCUGAGAGGUAUGUCUUAUCUUGUGACACAGGUCUUCGCGACCAUGAGAAGACGUCUAUAUGGAUUUCCCUGUAUACGAUGCUUCGACUGACUGACUGACGCAUCGGCCCGCAGUCCCUUGAAGCCAGCAGAGCUCCAGGUCUUACGCUCUCAGUACGAAAAGGAAGGCGAAUAUGUGUCUCUCCAGACAAAGUUCAACUUUGCAUGGGUAUGUUCCGGCGGAGAAGACGCAGAUGCGCAAUCUCUAAUUAAUCUCCUAGGGAUUAAUCAAAUCCGCCGAUCGAUCCGACCAACAAGAAGGCGUUCGCCUGCUCUCCGACAUCUUUCGCGCCAGCCCAGACCGACGACGAGAAUGCCUUUACUAUCUUGCUCUGGGCAAUUACAAACUCGGAAAUUACGCCGAAGCAAGAAGAUACAACGAUAGCCUCCUCGAGAUCGAACCGAAUAAUCUACAAGCACAGAGUCUGAGCCAGUUGGUGGAAGAUAAAGUGAACAAGGAAGGUCUCAUGGGUAUGGCUAUUGUAGGAGGUCUGGCGGUCGCUGCGGGAGUCGUUGGAGGUAUGAUAUUCAAGGGAGCACAGAAAAGGAGAUAA